CGCCUCCUUCUCGCUUAAUAUUAAUAUCCAAACUAAUAUUAAUAUUAAUAUUCAUAUUCAUAUUCAUAUUCAUAUCCACAUUCAUAUUCAUAUUCAUAUCCAUAUUCACAAGCAAGGCGCAGCAAAAAGAAUCAUGACAAUUACAGUUCCCCUUCUUCGAAGAGAGACCACUCGAGCACUUUGCGACGAGUUCACAACCAUCUUUGAUCCUGCCUUGGACUCAACAUGCUCUCUCGAAACCCAUACCGAAACUAUCACACCUACUACUGUGGCUACAAUAUGGCCUGAUGUCCCUUCAACACUUACUCUGUGCGAGAGCAACCAGGACACAUCCCUCUUGACUGACACUGCUUCAUAUAUCUCUAUGACCGAGACAGAGACCUCGCCUACAUCGACUAUCUUGACAGCAUUCACGCCUGUUAGUACGCCAUGCUCCGAAUCAGAAGACUUAGCCUUAUUGGACUCUCUUUCGCCUCCCCCCUCGCCUUGGAGUUCGUCGUCAUUUCUGAAUACCAUGGAAAAUAGCCUUGCAGAAAGUCAAAUCAGCAACAAUUUUAAAUUAAAUAGCCAGAGUGACAUCAAUCAAAACUUUAAAAUCUACUCUCUCUCUACUGGCUAUCUUGAUCUUUUCAAUAACUCAUCUCAUCAAAGUUUAUCAGAUCUUCAACAUUCACAAGGCAUGCAAUCUUACUACACAAUGCAACGCAGCACUAUUGAUAAUGCCAUUCGAUCUGCAUCAGGACAUCAUUUAUCUAAAGAAAACCAGAGUGUUGAGACAGCAGCACCUUCGGACCUCUACAACGUGUCGAUUGAUGAAGUUCUGUCGACCGAGUCACUAAAUAUUAAGGGUAUAUAUUCCGCCCUAGGAGCUCAGGCAUCUGCAUCCGAUUCAGAUAAAAUACUUGCAGCGAUGUUGUCUGCUGUGCAAGAGGCCCUUGGCCAGCCAAGCAUCUGUUCGAAUACCAACGUGAAGGAGGCACCAUCACAACACCACAUUCACCAUCAACGACAGCAAGAAAUGGAUGAUCUCUUUAACUCGGAUGGUUCAUUAAGCUCGGGAAUGGAUGACGAUGAUGAAGAUGAUGACGACGAUGAAGACAACGAUAGGGUCGAGCACCAUAGCGAAGAGAAUAAUAGCAAAGAUAAUGGCAAAAAUAACAUCAGGAAGAGGGCAAGGUCGCAAGAUGAUGACGACUCCGCGAUUGCAAAGAAGCGUAUUAAAAAGCAACAGAACCCAACUUCCACUUCUAGUACAAUGCGCUCUCGUCCAAAAUCUACACUCAAAGCACCUCGCGUCCGGAGACAGCCAGCUAAAAAAACACCCAAAGUAUACCCACCUCGUCGCACAAAGACAGCCACUGUAAGCAUGAUCAACGAAGGAGAGUCUCAGGCCACUGAUGUGUCGGAGCCUGCGAUAGUGUUGCUGUCUGCUCUCAACCGCAAUAAACAAGGCGGUGAUGACAACAAUAGCAGCAGCAGCAGCAGCAGCAGCAGCAGCAAAACGACACAACUUCUCAAGUCAAAAACAACCUCAGCAUCGCAACACCGGGAUGGUGGAUAUCGAUGCGAGUUGUGUCCUAAUGAGAGAUUUGGAAGGGUCCAUGACCUAAAGCGCCACCAAAUCUCUAAGCACAACGAGAAGACGUGGCCCUGCGACUUUUGCCAUCGCCCCUUCGUUCGCCGUGAUGCAUUGCUAAGGCAUUACGCAGUAAAGGCUGAAAGAAGGGAUGGUAUCCAUCCAACCUCCGAGGAGACCGACAGGCUCUCGGAGGCCAGGGCGAGGGCCAAGUUGACGUAAUAGAAGGGUCAAUUUACCCUUUUUUAUUAUUAUUAUAAUUGUAUUUAU
Molecule: messenger RNA, 1846 nt
Organism: Lobosporangium transversale
Lineage: Eukaryota; Fungi; Mortierellomycota; Mortierellomycetes; Mortierellales; Mortierellaceae
Exons: 1
Coding region: 134-1798 (554 amino acids)
Source: RefSeq, a predicted model, not a curated record